This is a messenger RNA of Porites evermanni, 634 nucleotides long. NCBI's taxonomy places the organism in Eukaryota, Metazoa, Cnidaria, Anthozoa, Scleractinia, Poritidae. The record is from the annotation of a GenBank genome assembly.
AUGUCAAUUAAGGAGCAAAUAUUUUGUGCAGAUAAAACUCAAGAGUUGUUAGAAUUGCUUACAAACUCUAAAGAUGAGAUUAUAACUGUUAAGGUCCCUCAGCUUAAAGAAGUCAGACUAACUACAAGUGCAAGAUACAUUGAUGUUCAACAAGGCACUUUUGAUUGGCUUAACCUGAGGACGGGGGUAAUAACAGCAAGUAAACUACCAUCACUCCUGGGUUUUUAUGGAAACAAAGAGUUUGAUUCAUCAUGGUUUUAUAUUCUAAACAAGGUAGAUGAAAGUAAAUGUAAACCAAAGCAAUACAGAAACUUUCAAAGAGGAAACUACUAUGAAAAAGAAGCUUUAGAGCACUUUCAGAAACUCUCUGGUAAGUCAGUUUAUUCGAAAAUAUUAAUAGUAACACAAUACUCUGAAAUUUACCAAAUAAGUAUAUUACCAGCAUAUCAUGCAGUUAAUCAUGUACAUAACAUAAUCAAAUAGGAAUACACUUACGUGAACAUAAAUGUAAGCACAAAAAUUAAUGUAAGUUUGAGUAAUCAUGUAUUGAUUUCUAUUUUUCCCUACAGGUGUCCCAGUCUCAAGUUGUGGGUUUUUCAGACAUCCAUCAAACAAACUAUGGAGCAAGUCCUGA